Molecule: messenger RNA, 969 nt
Organism: Caenorhabditis elegans
Lineage: Eukaryota; Metazoa; Nematoda; Chromadorea; Rhabditida; Rhabditidae
Source: the annotation of a RefSeq genome assembly
AUGCGAUUUCUUAUUUACUUGCUCCUCUUUCUACCAUUAUCAAUGAGCCAAGAUGUGAAAAUGUUUCAAAUUUACGGAAAAGUUUCAAAUGCCAGUGUUACUAAGUCAACAAACUUUAUGACACUCACAGAAUGCACAAAUGGGUGCUAUGUGAAUCCGAAUUGUUCUCUAGCAUACUUUAAUGAAUCCUGUUUGUAUUAUGAUCAACUGGCCGAAAAUCAAUCAAUAUUAGUCCAAGAAGGUUUGAGUAGGAAUAUCGUAGUUUUUAAGACAGACAUCUCAAACAUCCCUAACAACACAUGUCCGGAAUCCUACACCAAUCUCAAAUUCUCACUAGCCUCAUCAACUGGCGAAAAGUACUCCUGGACAAGAACCACCUUCGGAUGGAAGUUUGUUAGUUGCAGAACUGGUUGAAAAAGGUUCGAACGGGACGAUGUAACUGUUGUUUGCAUGAAACGCAUAAAUACUGAAAGCGCAUCAUUAAAUAAUACUAACUCGGAAUGCGAAGAGCAAAAUGCAGUGCGGACAGGAAUCGCGUCGAUUGAGGAAUAUACAUGGAUGAAAGGGCUAACAUUACUUGGAUUAGCAAUUGGUGGAGAGAGAAAUUGCCCGACAACUCCGUGCACAACUUUCCGAUGGACUGAUGGCUACACAACUUCCACGACUUUUCACAAUUCAACCUAUGCAGAAUUAGAGUCGUUUCCAAACUCCGAGCCGUACAAUUGCUUAACUAUACGGAACAAAAAUUCCCCAGCAAUAAUUGACAAAGAAAUCAUCGCCCAACUUGUCAGCUUACCAGCAGACCAAAUCAUUAAAUUUUCGAUCGCAGCCAUUUCAGAAAACGAGGAGAUGUAUUUUGUUGUUAUUAGAGCUACCGGAAUUACACCAUCACCAAUUGAUAUAGCACUCCAAGUUACAAAGGCAAUGAAUCACCCUAUGCUCGUUGGUGCAUUACAAAUUCACUGUUAA